Messenger RNA from Mollisia scopiformis, 2624 nucleotides. RefSeq names its product D-xylulose 5-phosphate/D-fructose 6-phosphate phosphoketolase. The transcript has a single exon. Lineage: Eukaryota; Fungi; Ascomycota; Leotiomycetes; Helotiales; Mollisiaceae. Gene Ontology annotation, biological process: carbohydrate metabolic process. Gene Ontology annotation, molecular function: aldehyde-lyase activity. The coding region runs from base 119 to 2572 and encodes 817 amino acids. The record is from RefSeq and is a predicted model, not a curated record.
CCUCUUCCCACCAUCAACAUCAACAACAAAAACAAGUUGAUUGCACCCCACAUUCUCGACUACUCGAGUAUUACAAACAAUCACAACGUCUGCAAAGACAACCUCAAACCUCGCAACCAUGGCACCAGGAGCAGACGAGGUCGUCGCCAAGAGCAUUUCACCUUAUGGAGUUGCUCGAUCAACAGUAGAGGGGAAGCCUUUGAGCGCAGAGGAGAUUCGCAAAUUCGAUGCUUACUUCCGAGCGAGUAUGUAUUUAUGUCUAGGCAUGCUCUACCUCCGCGAAAACGCUCUCCUGAAGGAGCCUCUUACAGUCGAUCAUCUCAAGGCUCGAUUACUCGGUCAUUGGGGAUCAGAUGCCGGUCAAUCCUUCACAUGGAUGCAUAUGAAUCGUUUGAUCAAGAAAUACGACUUGGAUGCACUAUUCGUUUCGGGCCCAGGUCACGGAGCUCCAGGUAUCAUCUCACAAUCAUAUCUUGAAGGUGUUUAUUCCGAAGUUUACCCCGACAAGGCUGAGACUGAGGAGGGCAUGCGAAGAUUCUUCAAGCAAUUCUCAUUCCCAGGCGGUAUUGGCAGUCAUGCCACUCCAGAGACACCAGGCAGUAUUCAUGAGGGCGGAGAGCUCGGCUAUUCAAUAUCACAUGCUUUCGGAACUGUCUUCGACCACCCCAACCUGAUCACAGUCACGAUGGUAGGAGAUGGUGAGGCGGAGACUGGACCUCUUGCUACGAGCUGGCACAGCACUAAAUUCCUCAAUCCCAUCACCGAUGGUGCCGUUCUCCCUGUUCUUCACUUGAACGGAUACAAGAUUAACAACCCAACUCUUCUCGCCCGUAUCAGCCACGAGGAGCUGACCUCGUUAUUCAUCGGCUAUGGAUGGACCCCAUACUUUGUCGAAGGAAGUGACCAGGAGUCUAUGCACCAGGCAAUGGCAGCUACAUUAGAACACUGCGUUCUCGAGAUCAAGAAGUACCAGAAGCAAGCACGAGACUCGAAGAAGGCGUUCAGACCACGUUGGCCCAUGAUUGUUCUCCGAAGUCCUAAGGGCUGGACUGCACCAAGAAAGGUUGAUGGAAAGCUUCUCGAAGGUUUCUGGCGUGCUCAUCAAGUCCCAAUCCCAGAUGUUGCUACGAACCCAGAACAUCUCAAGGUUUUGGAGAACUGGAUGAAGAGCUACAAGCCAGAAGAGGUCUUCGACAAGGAGGGUAAGCUGAUUUCAGAGCUCAAAGAACUUGCUCCUACUGGCAAUGCUCGUAUGAGUGCCAACCCGGUCGGUAAUGGUGGCUUGCUUCGUAAGCCUCUCGAUAUGCCGGACUUCCGGAAAUACGCACUUGGACCAAUCGAGCCCGGUAUCUCUAACCUUCCUAGCAUGUCGAACAUGGCAAAGCUUCUUCGAGAUGUGGUUGCCAAGAACAUGACCAACUUCCGUGUUUUCGGCCCAGAUGAGACUGAAUCGAAUAAGCUUGGCGAGAUCUACAAGGCAGGCAAGAAGGUCUGGAUGGCUGACUACUUCGAGGAAGAUUUAGAUGGAGGAAAUCUUGCCAUGGAAGGACGUGUCAUGGAAAUGCUUUCUGAGCAUACUGUCGAAGGUUGGCUUGAAGGUUACAUUCUCUCUGGCCGACAUGGUCUACUCAACAGCUACGAACCAUUCAUCCACAUUAUCGACUCCAUGGUCAACCAACAUUGCAAAUGGAUCGAGAAGUGUCUCGAGGUCGAAUGGCGUGUUAAGGUCGCUUCUCUCAACAUUCUCCUCACAGCCACCGUCUGGCGUCAAGACCACAACGGCUUCACUCACCAAGAUCCCGGCUUCCUCGACGUCGUCGCCAACAAGUCACCAGAAGUCGUUCGUAUCUACCUUCCCCCUGACGGAAACUGUCUUCUCUCAGUCACAGACCAUUGUCUCCGCAGCGUCAACUACGUAAACGUCAUUGUAGCCGAUAAACAAGACCAUCUGCAAUUCCUCGACAUGGAAGAAGCCAUCGAGCACUGCACCAAGGGCCUCGGAAUCUGGGACUGGGCAUCCAACGACCAAGGCGUCGAACCCGACGUCGUAAUGGCCUCCUGCGGCGACGUACCAACCCACGAAUCCCUCGCCGCCGUCGCCCUCCUCCGCGAGUUCCUCCCCGACCUCAAGAUUAGAUUCGUCAACGUCGUCGACCUCUUCAAGCUGAUUUCCGAAGUCGACCAUCCGCACGGUCUUUCAGACCGGGAAUGGAAAUCCAUAUUCACAGACGAUAAACCCAUCAUCUUCAACUUCCACUCAUACCCAUGGCUCAUCCAUCGUCUGACCUACAAACGACCUGGACAGUUGAACAUUCACGUCCGCGGCUACAAGGAGAAGGGCAACAUCGAUACACCCCUCGAACUCGCCAUCCGCAACCAAACAGAUCGAUACUCCCUAGCCAUGGACGCCAUCGACCGUAUUCCCACUCUGCACAACAGAGCCAGCGGUGUGCGCGAGAAGUUGAUGAACCUUCAGAUUGCGGCUAAGACGUGGGCUUUCGAGCAUGGUAUCGACCCGGAUUAUAUUCGUAACUGGAGAUGGCCGUAUCCCAAGGUUUCCGAGUUGGCUUAGAGAAAAGUUUUUUGGUGAGAUGGGAGGAUUAGAUUUGUGGUUUUGGAUGGUA